AUGAGCUCUACAAUAGCUAAAAAGUUUAUUCCCUUAAUGGAUAGAAUUUUGAUAAGUAAAAUUGUUCCAAAAACUACGACGAAGUCCGGCCUUUUUUUGCCUGAAAGCGCAACUGAACCGUCCUAUACAGGAAAGGUUUUAGCAGUUGGACCUGGUAGGAUAACGAACAAUGGAAGUAAAAUCCCUCCCAGCGUAAAGGAAGGAGACGUGGUUGUUUUACCUGAAUAUGGAGGUUCUUCCUUGAAGAUUGAUGGAGAAGAAUUUUUUGUUUACAGGGAUGAUGAUAUAAUUGGUAUUAUUAAAGAUCAAUAA
Molecule: messenger RNA, 312 nt
Organism: Plasmodium gonderi
Lineage: Eukaryota; Apicomplexa; Aconoidasida; Haemosporida; Plasmodiidae
Product: 10 kDa chaperonin
Exons: 3
Coding region: 1-312 (103 amino acids)
Cellular component (GO): mitochondrial matrix
Molecular function (GO): protein-folding chaperone binding; protein folding chaperone; metal ion binding
Source: RefSeq, a predicted model, not a curated record